CACCACUGCAAAGCGCCCAUCUUCUCCGCAUUUUCCAGCGGCACGGCUGCACGGGUGGGCUGCUGGGGCACCAAACGGGUCGAUUUGCUUGGUCUGUGCGACCUGCUCCUACACAGUAGCAGUCGUCAGUCGUCAGUCGUCAGUCGCGGGCCCAUUCCAAAAUCAGCGACCACACCGUCAGGCCCUUCCCAGCCCACCACCUCCAUCCUCUUGCAGCCCAAGUUGCGCAGUGCCCGCUGCCCACUGCCCACUGCCCCAUCCAGUCCCUCUCUGCAUCGAACCACAGCUUACCCACAUUGUCAUGGAAGGGGACCAUGAGCGCCAUUCUCUCCAAUAGGACCUCCAGGCGAUGUGCAAGCAGAUCGCAUAGAAGAAGGAGAGCUUGCAAUGAGCUCGUCGUCCCCAUCCCCGCCGGCCGGCCCGCCAGGGCCUGCUGAACGGCCCUCAAAGAGGAGUAAAAUGCCAAACGGCACCUUCAUCGACCCACAGACGGGCCAGCGAUCCCGCCGGCAGUUCACCUUGCGCGGUGCCUUUCGUGAUCGCGGUCGCACCAACACUGGCGAUAGUCAUGUCUCGAUACACCCAUUCUUCUCACGUGAGACCUUCUCCGAGAGGUUGGAUGCACUCGGCCAUAAUGCGAAGGCGUCCGUCAUCAACAGCUGGGCGUGGCUCAAGUCCCCCAGUGGGAGGGGGGUCCUGAAAUGCGUCCUAGCCUACUCCCUCGGCAGCUUGUUCACGCUGUGGGAGCCGCUCUCCGACUUUCUGGGCCGGCCAGACGGCAAGCAUGUCGUCGCCACCAUCACUGUCUAUUUCCACCCUGCGAGGACGGCCGGCUCCAUGAUCGAAGGCACCCUCAUCGCCAUAAUAGCCGUUGUCUACGCUGAGAUCAUCUCUAUAUGUUCAAUGGCUACCUCCGUCUUCUUCGGCUCAACCCUUCACAUGGUUGCCGUCGCGUACGCCCUGGUGCUUCUGAUAUUCGUCUGCGGUGCUUUCGGGUUCGUUGGGUGGGUAAAGCAGAGGAUGAACAACCCUCAAGUGAACGUUGGCAGCACGCUGGCUUCGCUGUCCAUGAUCAGCAUCCUGACAAAGGAGAACGCUGUGCAGGAACACGUCUUCUCGAACCAGAAGAUCGUCCAGGUCUUGAAAAUGUUGAUCUGCGGAAUCUGUAUUACGGUUGCGGUAAAUCUUACGCUUUGGAGGACAUCCGCGAGAGCACAGCUGCGGGACGGCAUGACCAAGGCCUCGAGCUCCCUUGGCGAAAUGCUGACUAUGAUAACACACGGCUUCCUGAGUGGGUCAGAGGAGGAAUGGUCGACACCCGAGUUUACCAAGGCUUCGGCCGGGUACAACGCUGCCUACGCCAAGAUGUCCAAGAAUCUGAGGGAGGCGAAAUUCGAGCAUUAUUUCUUGGGCGACGAGAAGAUAUACCAGCUAGACAAGGCUGUCUACAAGUCAAUGGAGAACCUGGCACAGUCGAUCGGUGGAUUAAGAAGCGCAGCCAACACUCAAUUCGCCUUGCUAAAGGAGCCCCCCGAGCCCGGUUCUGGCAACGUUUCUCCCGGCCAACUCUCUCCGACCCUCUACCGGACCUUUUCGUCGAGUAUGAGGAGCCAUCUUCCGACCCUCUCAGCAAUCGAUGAAGGGUCGGACGAGAGUGAUGACGAGCAGUCCAUUCACGGUCCCCCGUCAAGCACCCCAACUUUCCGCUCACCAAGCGACAUAUUCAGUCUGUUUAUCGCAUUGCUUGGGCCCUCGAUGAAGUCCUUGGCCUUCACAUUGUCCGAAAUACUUAGCGAGCCGCCAUUUGGAGAGGCGCCAGACUACGAUAUUAUGAUCAACGACCACUUUCGACAGAGUCUCUUCGACGCGCUAUCAUUAUUCAACGAAAAUCGAGCAAAAGCGCUUGAAGAACUGUACAAAAAUAUAGAACACGGACGGUUGAGGUCCGAUAAGAUCAAAGCCGACUUUGAGGAGGUGGCUGCAGCAUGUGGCCAUUUCAGUUUCAGCCUUCAGAGCUUCGGCGAGGAAAUGAGUAAAUACCUAGAUGUCUUAGACGACCUCAAAUACGCGACAGAGCACAAGCGACGGAGCUGGCAGUUUCUGGCCUUGUGGAAGGAGUUACAUCAGCGGCAGACCAGAGCCCCUCUACUGCCUUUCGAGGUUGAACCAGAAGCGAUCGUGAGGCCGAUCAGGAGGUCGCAGCUGCCGCGAGGUGUUCCUGACCAGAUGAUUCGACGCAGGGACACCUUCAGCUGGGAGGCAGAGCCCUCAGCCAGCGAUGUUGUCAGAAUGUUGUCACAGAGAUUCCUGCUAUUCUUGCGGUUUCUAGCCCGAGAUGACAUUCGCUUUGGCAUCAAAGUUGGUGUUGGCGCUAUGCUCUGGGCCAUGCUUGCCUUCAUUCCCGACACCAAGCCGAUAUACAUGCAUUGGAGAGGCGAAUGGGGUCUUCUGUCUUUCAUGAUUGUGUGCUCCAUGACCUCGGGCGCCGCCAACACCACGGGUACCACCAGAUUUCAGGCGACUGUUUGCGGGGUGAUAUUCGCAGUGAUCAACUGGACUGUCAGCCAAGGCAAUGGUGUGGCACUCCUCUUCCUUGGCGCACUGGUCGCCUUCGGCAGCUUCUGGAUCGUCAUCGUCCAGAACAAAGUUUCUUUUGGCCGAACAGUUCUCCUCGCUUAUAACGUCUCUUUGCUCUACGCCUACCUUAUUGCGAAUAGAGUGGACGACGAUGACGACGAUGAAGGGGGGGAGACGCCCUACAUUGGCCAAAUUAGUCUGCACCGAGCACUUGCCGUCUCCGCAGGCAUCCUUUGGGGAUUGAUAGUUUGCAGGCUCGUUUGGCCGAUUUCGGCGCGCAAAAAGUUCCGCGAGGGUAUCUCAGUAUUGUACCUACAGAUGGGUCUUAUCUGGAAGCGUGGGCCAUUGGCUAUCCUUCUACGCAGCGACUGCUCGCGAUCCUACCUCAAGUCGGGCGAACAGGCUGCACUACAGCGGUAUGCCUCGCGACUAGAAGUAUUCCGACAGUCCGCCGUAUCCGAGUUUGAGUUGCGUGGGCCGUUUCCCUACGAAGCUACGGGGCGGAUCAUGCGCAGUACGAACCGGCUGCUCGAUGCCUUUUAUGCCAUGAGUCUCGUCACCCAACGCCGUGGCCAACUCUCGGAUGGAGAGAAGGCCCUACUCCUUUUCACGGCAAGGGAGCGUGCAGUGCUCUGCGAACGCAUUUGCCAUGUCUUCCAGGUAUUGGCAAGCUGUUUGAUGCUCGAGUACCCCCUGACAGACGCGAUUCCCAGCGUCACUGGAAUCCGAGACGAGCUACUUGGCAAAAUUUUCCUGUUCCGCAAAGAGCACGCUACAGCCAUGAGAGAGAAGAAGGAGCGGGAGGCCGCUGAGGCAGGAGAACCACCACACCGGGACGUCAACGGCACCGACGACAACGGCCACACCAAUGGUAAUGGCGAUGCACCGGGGUCGCCAAAACCAAUCGCCGUAGCCCGGCGUGGCAGCAGUAGCAGCAAGAGAAGCCACAGCAUUGGCCAUUCGGCACUCAGUGGGAGUCUGGCCGGCCAGGUACACCUCGAGGAAAAAGACUACGCUCUGCUGUAUGCGUACGCGCUAGUCACAGGUCAAGUCGCCGAAGAGCUCAAGAUUGUUAGAAAGGAAGUCGAGGGCCUGUUUGGCGUGCUGAAUGAGGAGGUGCUGUUGUUGCAAUAGAGCCGGAAGGAUUUCUGAGCACGUAUUGUGGACGGCCACCGUCGGCUAGCAGAUAAAUAGCCACGGCAGGCUUGAUGAGGAUAUACAUGAUGGAGUUCAAGGAUCCGGGAAAAGUAUUCAGCAUUCUUCAUACACGAGACUGUGCUGGAAAGAGGUAGUGGUUAUCCUGUUUGUUCGAGCACGGUGUUUCGGUCGUACUGGAUGGGCCGCAGUACAAGUCAUACCCAGAGAGAAAUUGCAUAGUGACUGUUUUCGAAAGCAGUUUUUCAUAUGUGUGUUUGGAAUCACCACUUCUUCCAAGACCUCGGGUGCUUUAGUGGUCACCGCACUUCUCAGAAAGAGAAUUCUGAAACGGCUGGCCGGUGCUCACUGGUGCCCAAGUAAGACACACCAUGCGCAUUCAUUGCCAGGACGUGCACCAAGAUGUCUUGUCAUGACCAAG
Diaporthe batatas is the source of this 4153-nucleotide messenger RNA. RefSeq lists its product as uncharacterized. The transcript has 3 exons. The coding region runs from base 388 to 3711 and encodes 1107 amino acids. The record is from RefSeq and is a predicted model, not a curated record. NCBI's taxonomy places the organism in Eukaryota, Fungi, Ascomycota, Sordariomycetes, Diaporthales, Diaporthaceae.